AUGGGUGGCGAUCUGAAUUUGAAGAAGUCAUGGCACCCAUCGCUGCUCCGCAACCAGGAGCGCGUAUGGCAGCAGGAAAAGCGUGCUCUGGACGAGCGCAAGAAGACCGAGCAACUGCGACGCGAACGUGAAGAAGAGCGCCAGAUCCAGGAACUCCAGCGCCUGCAAGAAGCCUCCGGCAAGACCGCGCCGCAAUCCCGAGUCGACUGGAUGUACCAAGCCCCCUCCAGCUCCACCGGUCAUUACUCUGAAGAGAUGGAAGGAUACCUGCUUGGUAAGCGACGUAUCGAUGGCAUCCUUUUGAAAAACGACACCGACAACCAGAAGCUGGAGAAGGGUGCGGAUGUGGUUGGGGCGAAUGCGACGGCUGGCCCGUCAGUCGGGUCUGCGCGUGACACCAUGACGAAAGUUCUGAACGAUCCGCUACUCGAAGUCAAGAAGCGAGAACAGGCGGCAUACGAGGCUGCGGUUUUGGAGGCUGCUCGGCGCAAGGAGAGAGAGGCACGUCGCAAAGGUGACAGUGGCCGGGACAGUGGUCGGGACCGGGAUCGUCGUCAUCGCGAUCAUGAUUCGAAGCGCCGGAGAUACAGUGAUGAAGGGGAAGAUGGACGGCACCGCUCUCAUCGGGGAGAGCGUCGACACCGAUCUAGGUCGCCAGCCUCGCCGGAGCGAUCUCACCGCAGACACCGAAGCGAACGAGACCGCGAAUACGACCGUGAUCGCCGAGAUGAUCGACGCCGAGGCGAUGACCGUGACCGCCGGGAUGGUGAUCGCGAUCGUCGAGGCGAUAAUACUCGUUCCCGUCGAGAGGACCGCAUUCGAGAUGGGGAACGUGAUCGGCGUGAAUACAAGGACAGAAGGGAUUCCUACACUGGUCAACCUCGAGAUCGAGACUCAGGUGUCAGACGCGAUCGUGAUCAGGACAACGACCGCGAGAGGUCCCCACGUCGUUCAUCUCCUCGACGACGCUCUCCUUCUCCGCAGCAAGCCCAACGCCGUAACGACCGCGACAACGUUGACCGACAAGAUGGUAACCGACGAGAGGGUGACCGACGUGAUUACCCCCGUCGAGACUACAAUAACCGCAACGACUCAUACAACCGAAGCCGUGGCCCAUCUCCUCCCCGCGCCGCGCCUAAAAAGCCGGAUCCCAAGCAGCAAGAGGAGGAACGCCUCCGCAAGCUUGCCGAAAUGCAAUCCAAUGCUAGCGAACUGGAAGCAGACCGACGCCAACGGAUUUCUGAGAUCGAUGCAAAGGAACAAGAGGAGAAGGAGGCUGAUGAUAAGCAACGCUCUGACCGCGGUCAAUUCAUGUCCAAGGUUCAUCAGCGUGUGCAGGAAGACAGCCUGGACGAGCGCAUCCGGCGCAGUCGUGGUGGACUGUCCAAGAUGGAGGAGGAUUAA
Messenger RNA from Penicillium cataractarum, 1404 nucleotides. RefSeq names its product U2-type spliceosomal complex subunit CWC25 (gene cwc25). Gene Ontology annotation, cellular component: U2-type spliceosomal complex. The coding region runs from base 1 to 1404 and encodes 467 amino acids. The record is from RefSeq and is a predicted model, not a curated record. Gene Ontology annotation, biological process: mRNA splicing, via spliceosome. The transcript has 2 exons. NCBI's taxonomy places the organism in Eukaryota, Fungi, Ascomycota, Eurotiomycetes, Eurotiales, Aspergillaceae.